ACUGUGUUGUUGGCGCUAGCGUAGUGACAGCUAGGUCUCAGGCGUUAAGAUAUCAAACUUUUAAUCUCUUUUAUCAAACAGUAUUAUGUUUAGAUAUUCUUUGCUAUAACCAUGUAAAACAACGACUCUAACUUGAGAUGAUUGUCUUUCUUUUUAGUUAGCGUUUAGGGAAUAGCUGGCUACUAAACUAGCCUGAUCAUUAACCAGAGCUAUAGAGCUCCUAACAUCAGUAGCUUCUUUUAACAUGGAUGCGGAUUUGCUUCUUGCCAUAGAGCUACAAGAACAGUUUGACAAUGAAUACCAGACAUCCCUUUUUCCCUUCGAUGGAUGUGAAAACAAUCCAUUCGAGCAAAGCAGCAAGAAACGUAAAGUGGAGACCGCUGGAGGAGGUAGCGAUGUUGUUCCCUACUGGAAGCCGAAAGCGCAGCCCGAGAGACCGCUGUCGAUUGUGGACGAGUCCUGGGAGACGCUAGACCCAAAUCCCGAUGUUAGAUCCAUGUUCCUGGAAUUUAAUGACAUGUUCUUUUGGGGAAAGCUCAGUGGGGUGGAAGUGAAAUGGAGCCCAAGGAUGACAUUAUGUGCAGGGGUUUGUUCCUAUGAGGGGCGAGGUGGGCUGUGCUCCAUCAGACUGAGUGAGCCCUUGUUGAAGUUGAGACCUAGGAAAGAUUUAGUGGAGACACUGCUCCAUGAGAUGAUCCACGCUUUGCUGUUUGUGACUCAAAACAAUAGAGACAGAGAUGGACACGGACCUGAGUUCUGUAAACAUAUGAAUCGUAUCAAUCAGGCCAGUGGGACCAAGAUCUCGAUCUACCACAGUUUCCAUGAUGAGGUUGAUGUGUAUCGGCAGCACUGGUGGCGUUGUAAUGGUCCCUGUCAGAACCGUAAGCCUUACUUUGGUUAUGUGAAAAGGGCCAUGAACCGGGCCCCGUCCCACCUAGACCCCUGGUGGGAAGACCACAGGAGGACGUGCGGCGGUACCUACACGAAAGUGAAAGAGCCUGAAGGAUACGGCAAAAAGAAGGCCAGUAAACAGGAUAAGAAUUCUGCACCUGAGAAACCAACUUCUACCUUAGGCAAAGAAAAGACUGAAAAUAGCAAGCUUUCAACUUCAGGUUCUCAGGACAUAAGAAACAUGCUCCCAUUCAGUGGAAAAGGAUUUAUUCUUGGAGGAAAGUCCCAGCAAUCCACAUCUUUCUCUGCAUCUGUCAAACCGUCCGCAACUGUCUCCUCUCCUCUGAAAACACUUACUACAUCUCCUAUUAAAAUCUCCACCCCUUCACCAAUUCGCUCAGGCCUGGAAACCAAAGCUACCUCAAGUGCCUGUCCUUCUGCCAGACCAAUUCACAAACCUCCAACAAAACGGUCUGUCAGUAACACUAAGGUUUUUGUAAACAUCAAUGGCUCCCCUGUUAGAAUAUCCAAAUCUUUUAGCAGCAAUACAGGCAGUGAUGGAGCAGAGAAGGUGCGACAAAGAUUAAUUGGAGACCUUUUUAACAAGUCAAAUUCUCAAACUUCUACAACAGUCCCAAAUUUUACCCCAUCCAAAUCAACACCAAGCAAAUCUAUUCAUUCAAAGUAUCCUCCGGUCAUUCCAACUAAUAAUAGUCCAAAGAAAGCAACACACUCCAAGUAUUUUAAUGAGGCUAACACUAAUAGGGCUUCAACGGAUGGUCAGGGGUCAAAGAAGAGGCCAUGGGAGGACAGCCGAAGCUCCGCCAGCAUUUUCGACUACUUUCAAAAGACUGUAGGAGGCAACUCAAUGGACUUGAUAAGUGCGAAUUCAUCCAAGCCAAAAAGUGCAACAGCCACAACUUCAGCCCCUCCUCAAACCUCUAUGGGACCAAACAGUGCUUCCUCUCAAUCCUCCUCUUCAUCAGCAGUGAUGGUCAGCUGUCCCGUGUGUCUGGUAAAAGUUCAAGAGGCCAAGAUCAAUGAACAUUUGGAUUCUUGUCUCAGCUGAAUUCUAGGCACAAAGUUUGAAGAGUUGCAAUAAAACUUCAAGUGUUUCAGGCUGCAGUGUUAAGUUGUGGUUGCCGUAAAAUACGGUUUAUUCAAAAAUAGUUUUAGUUUUUCAGAAAUGUUUUCCUUAAAUGUGGUACAGUUAGGUCUGUCAAUAACAAAUUAUUAAGUGCAAUAUAUUGCUGAAGUAAACAAUAAAAUUGAAACCAACCCAUAAAGCAGAAUUAUCACUGAAGUAGUUAGGUUGCAUCUAUAAUGAGUCACAGAAGUUGAUAAUUCCAUCCAUCAACAGCUGAAUUCACAUCGUAAUACAGAAAAAUAACCCAAAUUUUGCCACUAGUACAGUGAAAAAAUGCCCAUGAUAACUAUUGCCCUCCAAAAAUGAUUAUUCUAUCUUUCAUGUAUUGAACAAUAAGUCAAUAUAGUAAUUAUGACAGGCUUAUGUACCUUCAGAAUACACUGAAAUUCCACAUUCUGUUAAAAAACACAAAUAUAAUGGACAAAAUGGUAAAAUAUGUUAAAAUUCAUUUUUUUUAUUUUUUUUUUUUUACAGUAUAGUUUUUUAGUGUGCAUGCCUUAGUUAAUUGACACUUUUGUGCCUUGGACCACUAGAAUGCUAUUGUUUACAAAAAUAAGAGUUAUACUUGAAUUUUUGUGUUUGAAUUUAAUAUUUUAUAGAUAUUUGUAUCAUGUCGAAUCUUAUCUACUGACGCUUAAAUGUGUUUUUAAAUGUGCAUUGUUUUAAUAAAAUGAAAAUAAGAUCUAC
Periophthalmus magnuspinnatus is the source of this 2725-nucleotide messenger RNA. It is a transcript of the gene sprtn, whose product is annotated as SprT-like N-terminal domain. Gene Ontology annotation, biological process: DNA repair. The transcript has 5 exons. The coding region runs from base 245 to 1960 and encodes 571 amino acids. NCBI's taxonomy places the organism in Eukaryota, Metazoa, Chordata, Actinopteri, Gobiiformes, Gobiidae. Gene Ontology annotation, molecular function: metalloendopeptidase activity; single-stranded DNA binding; polyubiquitin modification-dependent protein binding. The record is from RefSeq and is a predicted model, not a curated record. Gene Ontology annotation, cellular component: nucleus.